AAAAUAUAAAUAUAUUUGUGAUCAAUCAACUUUCCUUUUUAAUUAAAGGAAAUAAUAAACGAGAGCAUUAACUCUCUCUGCAGUUUAAGUCGAUCGUCGAUGAGCAUCGCGCGCUUUUAGUUUACAUUCAAAUUUAUUUUUUAAAAAUGUUUAAAAUAUUUUUAUCAAUUGCCACUGUGUUAAUAAUAAUAAUCAUCACACUCUAUUAUUAUUUAAUAAAAAAUUAUAAUUAUUGGAAGAAACGAAAAGUGACCGGACCUAGUCCGCAAUUAAUUUUCGGAAAUACUAAAAAAUCUUCAUUACUCGAGACGACUAUUUCGGAGUGUAUUAAAAAUAUAUAUGACAAUUAUCCUGAUGAGCCUUAUGUCGGAAUUUACGAACUACGGACUCCGGUUUUAUUGCUCCGAAAUCCGGAAAUAAUAAAAUUGGUCCUCAUUAAAGAUUUUUCACAUUUCCAAGGACGUGGGAUAGUAAUGAAUGAGAACUCAGAUCCCCUAUCAGCAAAUUUGAUAAAUUUAACAGGAACAAAAUGGCGGACACUGAGGACAAAACUAACGCCAGCUUUUACUUCUGGUAAAAUAAAAAACAUGUUUGAAAUGUUCGUUGACUCUUCCAACAAAUUCCGGAAAUUCAUCGUAAAGUUUGCUGACGCGGAAGAAACGGUCGAGUUCCGCGACCUGGCGGCGAAAUUUACAACUGACAUUAUAAGCACAUGUUGUUUCGGAUUGGAAACGAAUACUAUUCAAGACAGUGAUUCAGAAUUUCGAAGUAUGUGUCGUAAAGUACUGGAUCCUUCAUUGAUUAUCGGUUUGAAACGAAUGGUACGAUGGUACUUACCCGGAUUAUUCAAAUAUCUGCAGAUGAGUUUGACGCCAACUGAGGUUAGCGAUUAUUUCAUGAACUUGGUCAAGAACAUGAUUGACUAUCGUAUCACCAACAAUUAUCAUCGUAAUGACAUUCUACAAUUACUGAUGAAAUUAAAAGAUCAUAAACCAAGUAUCGACGACAACAAUAAUCACGAUUUCGAGGAUAAAAAUUCCGAUAUCAUUAUCGAUGAUCACACGAUAGCAGCACAGGCCUACAUAUUUUUAUUAGCUGGUUUCGAAACCUCUUCAACUACCAUGAGCUUCACGAUGUUCGAGCUCGCGGUAAAUCAAGAGAUUCAACAGAAAGUUUACGAAGAAAUAAUCGAAAAAAUAAAUAAACAUGGAAAACUAUGUUGGGACGCUAUUGCGGAAAUGGAAUAUCUCGACUGUGUAAUCCGAGAAACAUUACGAAAACAUCCGCCAGUUGGUCUAGUACCACGAGUUUGUAACGAAGAUUAUGUUCUGCCGACUAAAAAUUUGGUUAUUGAAAAAGGAGUAAAAGUUUUGAUUCCCAUUCAUGCGAUUCAUCACGACCGGAAAUAUUACAAAAAUCCCGAAAAAUUCGAUCCCGAUCGUUUUUAUACAGACAAAAAUAAUAACAAACAUGGCGACUGCGUUUUCUUACCAUUCGGUGCUGGACCACGAAUUUGUAUCGGUUACAGAUUCGCGCAUGCGCAGACGAAAGCCGGUAUCGUAGCGCUUCUGUUAGACUACAAAGUUUCAUUGGGUAAAAAUAUGGCGCCCACUUUGGACUACGACCCAAUAGCGAACAUUCUGACAAACAAAUUGGGAAUUUGGUUGAAAAUAAGUUGGAGAAAUAAAUAAAUGU
Messenger RNA from Microplitis demolitor, 1695 nucleotides. RefSeq names its product cytochrome P450 6B5-like. The transcript is spliced from 7 exons. Lineage: Eukaryota; Metazoa; Arthropoda; Insecta; Hymenoptera; Braconidae. The record is from RefSeq and is a predicted model, not a curated record. Gene Ontology annotation, molecular function: iron ion binding; monooxygenase activity; oxidoreductase activity, acting on paired donors, with incorporation or reduction of molecular oxygen. The coding region runs from base 147 to 1691 and encodes 514 amino acids.